Molecule: messenger RNA, 1272 nt
Organism: Parnassius apollo (apollo)
Lineage: Eukaryota; Metazoa; Arthropoda; Insecta; Lepidoptera; Papilionidae
Source: the annotation of a GenBank genome assembly
AUGUACAACUUCACGUUGCUGGUGGUAUUCUCGUUAAUCUUAAUUGAGUGCCUUUGUUUAACACCUCAGUGUAGAAAUGAAAGGGGGGAACCUGUUGACUGGUUCUAUGUUUACAAAUUGCCACGGGAGAGAAACCAUUUAAACCCCUUGGUACGAAGAGGGGUAGCUUACAUGUAUCUCACACCAUCCAAGCUUAGAGGGGGCUGGAUUAUGUCUGAUUUGGCUAUAAGUGAUCCUCGCUCUAUGGUUGGAAAGACUUUGAUGCCAUUGUACCAAGAUAAAAAUAUAAUCUCCUUAGUAUACAACGAUCAGCCACCUGCUUUUGAACAUCAGCCAGACAUCUUGCAUUCCGUUGCAGAAAUGUAUUCUAAAAGCAAAAGAGGUCAAAUGAAUCAAGCUGGUGUGAAGAAGUUUAAGAAAUUUAAACUGGGCGACAAAUACUAUGAUGAUUAUGAUUUAGCUGAAAUGUGUAAAAUGCACUCAAAGUUUAUGAAGUCAAGAGUUGAGAAUGGUCACACAAAAGGAGUCAUUUUAGGUGAUAAGUUCACAGCACUUUGGCUAGUGCAUUCUGUCCCAAGAUUUCCUCCACUGCCUGAUAUUCAUGGUCUUAACUAUUCUUCGUAUAAUUAUCCGGCUACAGGCACGAAAUAUGGACAAUCUUUCUUAUGUGUAUCUGUACAGACCUCAACGCUGAACCAAAUUGCAACCCAGCUAAAAUACAAUGAACCCAUGAUUGUAUAUCACCAUAUACCACAAGACUUCGAUAACGAACUUCCUAAUUUAGUCGAUGUUGUGCAUAAUAAGACAAUUGAUGCAUCUCCAUGGUACCAUAUAGAAAGUUUUGAAACUCUGGUUGGUCGCAAGUUCUUGUCUUUCGCAAAGAGCGCAAUGUUUAACGAUGACUUGUACAGUGGGUUGGUGGCGGAGGUACUACAGUCAGAUCUUUUGGUAGAAUCGUGGACCAAUGGACCUGGUACAUUAGACUCUGAAUGUACAAGGAAUUUCCAGGUGCGAAACAUCGAACGCCUCAAGUUCCCGAUCGCGAAGAUGUCGUUCACUUCGCACAACGACCACUCGAAGUGGGCGGUCGCGGUCGCUCACAAGAUGCACAACAGUCAGGACACCAAGGUUGCCGACUAUUGGGUCUGCGUCGGAGACAUCAACAGGGCGCUGCCUCAAGAAUCCCGAGGCGGCGGCACAGUUUGCACUUCCGGCCCCAUCCUCUGGGGCAAUUUCGCGCAUCUCAUCGAAUCAGUCCAGACGUGCAAUUAG